Molecule: messenger RNA, 1418 nt
Organism: Tripterygium wilfordii
Lineage: Eukaryota; Viridiplantae; Streptophyta; Magnoliopsida; Celastrales; Celastraceae
Product: calcium uniporter protein 2, mitochondrial-like
Exons: 2
Coding region: 186-1199 (337 amino acids)
Biological process (GO): mitochondrial calcium ion homeostasis; calcium import into the mitochondrion
Cellular component (GO): mitochondrial inner membrane; uniplex complex
Molecular function (GO): calcium channel activity; uniporter activity
Source: RefSeq, a predicted model, not a curated record
AAAAAAUCAAAAUACCCUCUCUUGUUUCAAUUUCUCGUCUUCAUCUUCUCCAAUAGAACCCUAUAUUAAGCCCUAGCCCCCAAAACCUAUCACUGCACAACGAAACAGCUUUCCAAAUCACAGGAGCUUAACGAACUCUUUCUCUAUCCAGAGCUUUCUUUUCCUUUCCAAUCUUCAGUGCAACAAUGGCGUUCAAGAAAACCUUAACCCAGUGCCUCUUCAACGUUUCCACACAGGCUCUCACUAAAUGUCGCGUUUCGUCACCGCGGGUUCUGGCCCGAACCAGAAUCCCUCAAAACGCUAGUCAGUCAACUAUCGCGCACGAUCCCGGAGACAAUGCCAUGUUCAAGAGGUUUCUCCACAGGAGAGCAAUUUCUCAGAUUGAUAUGGUGCCAGUGUGGGUCGGUGAUAAACUUAUGGACAAACUGCUGGAGAUCGACAUUUCCAAAAACCGGAUCCAAUUGGACGGACUGAUUCCUCCGCCGGCUAUGUCUCCAGAGAAGACGUCGCCGGCGGUUCCCGGCUCAUUGACGGCGGAGGAUACGAAAAAGUUGCUGAGGGUUGCGCAGUUGGAGUUGGUGAAAAUGAGGCUGAGAGAAACGGAGCAAAGCUGGGUACCGUAUUCGGAGUUUAUUUGGAACUGUGCGGAUGCUUGUGCAGAUCUGGAGCAAGGAAUUCGAAUAGCCAAGAUGCUUGACGAGUCCGGAGCAGUCGUCGUGUUGGGAAACGCAGUUUUGCUGAGGCCGGAACAGGUUGCCAAAGCAAUUGGAGGUCUAAAUCUAAUACCAUCGCCAAUAGCCAACCCAGACGAUCCAAGAAGAAAGGAAUUCGGAGAAAUGGAAAAGCAGAAGGCCAAGAUUGAGAAAAAAGCAGAGUCCUUGGUCCGCCGAGAACUCUGGUGUGGACUGGGGUUCGUAGUAUUCCAAACGGCCGCAUUCAUGAGACUGACUUUCUGGGAACUCUCAUGGGAUGUGAUGGAGCCCAUUUGCUUCUAUUUCACUUCCAUGUACAUCAUAGGCGCCUAUUUCUUCUUCCUUAGAACGUCCAAGGAGCCUACUUUUGAAAGUCUCUACCAAAGCAGGUUUGGUGCAAAGAUGAAGAGACUAAUGAAGAUUCACAGUUUUGAUAUUGGGAGAUACAACCAGCUCCGAAGAGCUUGUGAUCCCUACUCUUCAUUGUCAGAUCCUGCAGAGAAGUAGCAGUUUCUGUGCUUGAAAAAUGACAUGAUGAAUGUUGAUUGGCAUUCUCAAAAUUAACCCUUUUUUUGAUCUAUUCUGUCAACUUAGAACUAGGUGCGGCUUUCUGUACAAUAAUGUGGAGAGAGUUAUGAUUUUUCCCUAAAUGUGAAUCUACCAAGACACAAUUGUGUAUUGUUAUGCAUUUGAAGGUUUAUCACUAAUCACUUGCUCCUGCAGAUG